UUUCUUGGCCCGUAAAUACGUUUGUCAAAUAGUUUCCGUUCAAUAACAAACAUAUUUACAAUGGAAAGAGCAAGUUCAUCAUCAAGAGAUUCAGAAAAUUCAUCAUCAAGUGAUUUAGAAAGUUCAUCAUCAAAUGAUGCAGAAAACUCAUCAGACAGUGAUUCGGAAACCUCGUCAACAGAACAGAAAGGCAAGUGCAUUGAUUCCAAGAGAAAGAGGGGUUUUUCUUCUUUUUCUAAGUCUAAGGCAAAUAAAAAGAAACCGAAAACCGUACAAAAACCUACUGCCGGAAAGUGCUUUACUUAUGUGGGAAAAACUCGACAAAAAAAAAAGGAUCCUAGUUUUGGUGAUGCCCUUCCACAUUGUUCAUCAUCCCUCAAACAGCCACCAUUUGUUUCACCGUCUAACAGUGCAGCACAUGAUUCACUGUUUGAUGAUGUGCCAUCAGUCAUCAGCCCAGAAGCUCUUGACGACCUUAGGAGACAGGUUCAAAAUGACUUAGAUAGCAUGCAGAUUAGACGACAUCAAACAUGGCAAGAACGGCAAGCAAUAGCUGCAUGGGGACGGCAUGAUAGAAGAAGAAUUUUCACAGAAUAUGUUUCAAGACAGCCACUGUAUCAUUCAAAAUGUGACCAGUGUCACGAGGACCUCGACCAUUGCUCUGUAAGAUGUAUGACCUGCAAGAAACAUCUUUGUUAUCAAUGUGAUACAAACACUCACUCUGGUAUGCCAUUUCAUCGACGGCUAUUCUGUUCUUGCGACCGCUUGGAAAUAUUACAACCAGAUCAUUUUAUCGAUGCAGAGGGAAACAUUAUAACAAAAGAUGUCUGCGUCCCAUGCUUCGUACCUCAUAAAUGCUGCGAUAUGAGCUGCCAUGGAUCGAUGUCACUUAUUCCCAAUAUUACAGAAUCAAUCGUGGUUGUCACUGAGCAAGGUCGAUUUGUUUUAAAGGGGGCAACUUUCGUUUGCGAUACUUGUAAUUCUCUAACGAAAGCAACAAUCGAUGAUUAUGUAUUUUCUGGGUUUUUCCCGGCAAGUUUAUCGGAAACGGUAACAUACCUGUUUUCAGAAGAGGCACUUCUUCUAUGCCACCACAUUUCCCACAAAUGUCCAGGUUCUUCGAAGAACAUGUACGCUCACACUCUUGAAGAAGUAUCUAAGGAAUAUGGACGGACUGGACCAAUCAAUAUACCAUUGUUCACUACUGCGGAAAGAGAGUGGGAAACAUGUCGCCACUACAUUGACCAGGAAGUAUUUAAAAGGAACAAAAUUGAUUGCCCCAGUUGCGGAACAAAACCUUUAGUGAGAUCAUCUGAUGCUAUCAUUAAGCUGAGGCGUUUGGCCUCUGCCGGAAAAGCGAGGAAACCAGAAAAUGAAAGAGUAAUGGACGAUGUAGAAUCCAGGUUCGAGAAUUUAGUAAUCAAGUCGGAUGUUGAAGUUGAAAGUUUUCGUCAAAGGAUUUACAACAAAGUUCAAACAUCGAAAAAGAAAAACAUGUGUGGGGGAUCGGCUUUUAAAGCUGCAAGAGAAGAUUCCAAUGAAAAUAAAAAAUAUGACGAGACUGGGCUCGUCGUUAGCUCUUGCAAGCACUGUAUAGUGCCAUAUGCCAUCAAUAUGUUUAAAGGUGAAUCGUGGACACAUACGGCAUUUAUGCAUUACGAAGCUUGGAAGAGUCAGGCUACAUUCUUUUGCUACGAUGUUGUGUGUCAAUAUUGGAAAUGGAUGCAUCAAAAAGUUGGUCCGGAAUUUCCAGAAUAUAUGAUGCUAACAAAAGAAAUGACAGGAAUUUUGCCGAUAAUGCAUCAAAUGGCACAUCAAUUACCUUGCCAGGUGCUUUGGAAUCCCCGAUGGACAAAAGGACUUGGAUUAACCGGAGGAGAGGAGCACGAGCAAGUAUUCUCAAAACUGUAUCUUUAUGCUUAUGUUCUCAAGCAUAUGUCAAAAAUUAACAGGGCGGAUUUUCUAACAUUAGCCAUCCUCUAUUGGAACUGGAAUAAAAUUCAGAACAUGCCAUUCCUCUUACGCAACAAAUUACAGAGAGCUAGGAAGGAAAUCAGAAAAGGCGUAACAAAAGUUGAAGAAUUGUUACAGUCAUACAACCUUGAAAAUGGUGAUCUCCCAUUGAUUCACAAGGAACUGGAAAGAAAAGCUAUAGAAAUCAUUGACCAACGAAGAACAAAGACUACUCCGAUUGAUAAAUUAAGAAGAAUGCUGGAAGGAUUUUAUGUUCAGCUGAAAACGGUUCGCAUAAAAAUCUCUAAAGAAGCAGAAAAUUCGAAGGCUCGGACAAAGUUUAGGCGAAUUUUAAUUGAAACUAAGAAAAAAGUUUUACAGACAAUUGACCUUUUAAAAUCAAAGGAUAAAGACCUACCAAUCUCUUACGAGGAUUUCAAUCAAGGUAUUUUUCCUUGGGAAGCAGUCAUAAAUGAAAACGACACUAACUUUCCAACACUUUCGUAUGCCGAUAAAUAUCAUGUUGUUGAUUGUUGGAUGCUUUUGCAAAGAGCAAAGGAGGAAGUUGAACUAACUAAGAUUGAAAUGAUAAACUACAUUCGAUUCUUGACUGACAAGCGAUCAUCGUUAAAACAAUUAACACAUUCUGAGGAAGCGGACGAAACAUUUUGUAAAGGAAAAGCAGUCAUGGCCCAUUCCGAAAUUGAGCGUCUGAAUUUACAAAUUCAACUUUCUCUAAAAAUAUUUAAUUUGAAUUGUAACAACGAUUUUUCGAAUUUCGUACGUGAAACUAAUUCAAAUUCUGGAACAGAAUUUGAAUUUGAAACAUCUGAUGAGGAAACUGACAAUUCUUACACAAAAUUUGAAUUUUCUGAUGAGGAGACUGAAACACAUUCUAGUGACUCUGAUGAUUAUUAAAUAAACGUAAAAAAUACAAACUUAA
Messenger RNA from Daphnia magna, 2896 nucleotides. RefSeq lists its product as uncharacterized. NCBI's taxonomy places the organism in Eukaryota, Metazoa, Arthropoda, Branchiopoda, Diplostraca, Daphniidae. The record is from RefSeq and is a predicted model, not a curated record. The transcript has 12 exons. The coding region runs from base 61 to 2871 and encodes 936 amino acids.